AUGGUUGUUACUCAUUCCAAAAACCGAGGCAAUGCUUGUCUUAUUCGCUGUGAUGGUUGUUUAAUGGAUGUUUCAACUACACUCUGGAUGCAAUGUACUGUUUGUAAUAUUGAUAUCUGUCCAAUCUGUCUCUUUAAAAAGGUUCAAAUAAAUGAGCACCAACCCAAUCAUUCCUACCGAGUAGUCAAAAACCUCUCCUUUCCAGCUGACUUCUCUGAUUGGCAACUCCUUGAAGAACUUCUUUUCGUUGAUGGGCUUAUUAUUCAUGGUAUUGGUAACUGGGAAGAUGUAUCUACGUAUAUUGGCCGUAAAUCUCCUCAAGAAACACAAGAACAUUUCUACCAAUUAUUCCAUCUUAAUCCAAAUGCACCUUUAGAAGGUCCUCCUGUUACUGAUCUACAAAGUAAUCCUCUUUCCCAGGAGAUCUCUGGAUACAUGCCUUUACGAGGUGAUUUUGAAUUAGAGUAUAAUAAUGAUGCUGAAAUGGUUAUCAAAGAAAUGACCUUUUCACCAACAGAUACACAACUAGAAAAAGAGAUGAAAGAAGCUUUACUAGAUGCUUAUCAUUUGGUUUUAUUGAAAAGAAUGCAGUUUCGUUCUCUUAUUCUAGAUAAGGGUUUAUUACAGGCUAAAAAACGUCUGCAACUAGAGAAGACGCUUUGUACGCCUGGGAAAGACUUACUGGCUAAGAUAAAGCCUCUUAUCAAAAUUAUGUCCCCAACCGAUUUCGCUCUUUUCUUUCAAGGUCUCUACUUAGAGAUAGCUAUCAAAAGAAAGAUCAAAAACUUAAUCCAGCAGUAUACUCAAGCCAAUCGCCCCGAAACCAAGAAAACCAUCUCCAAUUUCACCGAAGAGAUUCAACCCGAACUUCUUGAUACUAAUGAGCAUACUCUUUGUACAUCCCUUGGCAUUACCCCGACUGUUUAUCUUCUUCUUAAAGAGGCAGCUGUCAUUAACCAGUUCACUCCAGAAAAGGACCGUAUUCCCUUGACUAAACUCUUCCAAGGUCUGUCUGAGCCCAAACUAACCCAACUAGCCCAAUUCUUCGCCCAAAACGGCUGGAUCACCAAUGAGUAG
Molecule: messenger RNA, 1077 nt
Organism: Nematocida homosporus
Lineage: Eukaryota; Fungi; Microsporidia
Product: transcriptional adapter 2-beta
Exons: 1
Coding region: 1-1077 (358 amino acids)
Biological process (GO): chromatin remodeling; regulation of transcription by RNA polymerase II
Cellular component (GO): nucleus; SAGA-type complex
Molecular function (GO): chromatin binding; transcription coactivator activity
Source: RefSeq, a predicted model, not a curated record